Hipposideros armiger (great roundleaf bat) is the source of this 5102-nucleotide messenger RNA. It is a transcript of the gene WDCP, whose product is annotated as WD repeat and coiled coil containing. NCBI's taxonomy places the organism in Eukaryota, Metazoa, Chordata, Mammalia, Chiroptera, Hipposideridae. The transcript has 4 exons. Gene Ontology annotation, molecular function: kinase binding. The record is from RefSeq and is a predicted model, not a curated record. Bases 120 to 2198 code for a protein of 692 amino acids.
UCUCCACGGCUGCUCAGCCUGGCGAGUGUAGGAAGUCUGUGGGUGAGCGGCGAGGCAGGUGGAGGGACCGGCACUUGGGGGAAGGAUGGAAGACAUGCAGAUAACCUUUAUCAGAAAAGAUGGAAUUGGGAAAAGGAAAACUUCUCAGGACUGGGCUGAAUGCAUUAUAUCAAGCAAUACACCCAAUUCACGGCCUUGCCUGGACCGAUGGGAAUCAGGUAGUCCUGACUGAUGUACAUCUUCAAUGUGGAGAGGCCAGGUUUGGGGACUCAAAGGUCAUUGGACGUUUUGAACAUGUGUAUGGGGUGUCCUGGGCCCCACCUGGUACAGCUGACAUGCCCGCUCUGCUCGCUGUCCAGCACAAGCAGCAUGUCACUGUGUGGCAGCUGCGUCCCAGCUCUGCAGAGACAAGCAAAUGGCUGAUGUCUCAGACCUGUGAGAUUAGAGAGUCAUCCCCUCUCCUUCCCCAAGGCUGUGUGUGGCACCCAAAAAGUGCUGUCCUGACUGUGUUGACUGCACGGGAUGUCUCCAUUUGCCACAAUGUUCACUGUGACAGUUCCCAGGUAAAAGCAGACCACGGUACCCAGAGCCUUAUUCACUGUGCAUGUUGGACCCAGGAUGGCCAGAGGUUGGUGGUGGCAGUAGGCAGCAGCCUGCAUUCUUAUAUUUGGGACAGUGCUCAGAAGACCCUCCAUAGGUGCUCCUUCUGCUCAGUCUUUGAUGUGGACAGCUGUGUGCGCUGCAUCGGAGCCACUGUGGGCUCACAGGUCGCCAUAGCCACCGAACUUCCACUAGAUAAGAUCUGUGGCUUACAUGCAUCUGAAACACUUGAUGUUCCACCUGGCAGUGAAGACACUUGUCUGUAUACUUCCCCAGUUUUUGAUGAAGUGCACUCUGAGUAUAAGCGGGCAGUCCCUUCUGAAACAAAUUCUGAAACAUCAGUUUCUUCCUCUUCAUACCCUUUGGAUCUAACUCAUAUACAGUUCGAUAGAUCUAAGUCUGAGGGUAAUGCUCUUAUUUGUCUAAAGAAAAAGGACAACUUGACAGGAACUGGUCUGGAUUCUUCACAUUUGGUCCUUGUAACCUUUGAGAAUGAGGUUACCCAGACCAGAAAAGUCACCAUUCCGGGCAUUCUGGUUCCUGAUCUAAUAGCGUUUAACCUUAAAGCCCAUGUCGUGGCCGUGGCUUCUAAUACUUGUAAUAUAAUUUUUAUCUAUUCUGUCAUUCCAUCGUUUAUGCCAAACAUCCAGCAAAUUCAUUUAGAGAGGAGUGAAAGACCAAAAGGCAUAUGCUUCUUGACAGAUAAAUUAUUAUUAAUUUUGGUAGGAAACCAAAAAUCCACUGAUUUGGCAUUUCUUCCUCCUUCAGAGUCUGAUGAGUAUGUCAUUCGCUUGAUUGUUAGAGAAAUAAUGUCGGAAGACUUAUUUCCAGUAACACUGAGCAAAAACCGGAGUGGCUCCUCUACUUGCAGUACUCUGUUAAACAAAGCAGAGAGAAAAAAGCUAAUUGAACAUCUUUCCCCAGAUUUUUGUCACCUAAACAGAGGGCUCUUGUUAACAGCUAAUAACAGUAGUCACCGUGGAGGGCCUGGGAGUCCCCUGAUUAAAGAAAUCAAAAGGCCUCCCUCCAGUGUCUGGGAUGGCUCCAAAGCCCUGGAAGCUCUAGAUGCCAAGCCUGUGAACUGGGCAGUGACACUGCCCAGAUCCGGCAGCACAGCAGACCACACCAGCACCCCGGAACCUCCUAAUUUCCCCCAAAGAGAGAACUUACAAAGGGAAAUUUAUCAGCUCUCCGAGGAACUGAAAAUUAUAUCUAGGAACCUAACUGAAGUCCAGCAAUGUCUUUCUGAACUCACAGACUUCCGACACAAUGAAAAGAAAUCCUCUCCAGUGUAUCCACUCGCACAGGAGCUGCCUUAUGUCCACAUCACUUAUCAGAAACCUUAUGGUGCAGGUUCUGUUGUUGAAAAAAGAGAUGUGCUUCUCUGCAGUGGCAAACUAAGACUCCAAACAGUUCAGCAGACUUUUGGCCUCUCUCUUAUUGAAAUGCUGCAUGACUCCCGCUGGAUCCUUCUCUCUGCUGAUAGUGAAGGCUUCAUCCCGUUAACUUUCACAGGCACGCAGGAAAUAGUCGUGAGAGAUGGCAGCUCCGGGUUGUCAAAUAUCCUCAGAGACUCUUUGUUUGUCUCAAAGUCUUGAUUCUAUUCCUGGUCUUGAAGUCUUUUAGAGACCUUACUGCUCGAAGUUUAGAUACCACCGGCCGUUCUAACCAUUUAGGCAGUAUGGCCUGGUAUUUUUAAGUGGAGUAUUUGCUGCAUAGCUGUUCAGAUGAGACCAUUGCAAACAAGAUCUCUUUAUCACCGUGGACUCCACAGCUGGUAUUUGCACUGUUGCACAGAGGUGAAGCACUUGCCAUGGUUCAUGGUUGGCUCGGCCCGCUUUCCCCCGUUCCCCCAGGCUGAGGCUCGCUGCUCUGUAGCAGAGCUCAGUUUUGGUUAGAUGGCUCAGAAAGUGGUUGUUUAUGUAUUCAUGACUGUGGUUUUUUUUCCUAAGGGCAGAAUUCCCAGAACAAAACAAUAUUAUGGUACCAUAUGGGUUGUGUUUUGCGGUUUCUCGGAGGCUUUGUCCCUUGCCCAAAACUGUGUCAACGCUGUCUUAGAAGCACUUAAAAGGUAUCUCAGCAUUGUCUAUAGAUGUUUCCCUUGGCUCAAAGAUGAGGGUAAGGAGUACGGGAGAACAUAAACUCCAGCAUGUUCAUUUUACCCCCAAACCAGCAGGAAUCAUCAGAGCUCGAAGGAAGAAAAAAAAAAACCCGAUUGACUUCUGCUCCCAGGGGUACCUAGAACAGGAAAUAGUUCUAAUGUUAGCUGGAUUUCCUAGAAUUUAAACUGAACCCACUCGCUUCCUUAGAAAAUUCUGGCAGAAAAAGGUCCAGAAACUCCUGAAAACUGGCCCUGGGCAAACUUCAAUGACAUUUCAAGUGCUUUGACCCAUCUGGACCCCACGUAAGCAUGUGCUGAUGUUACUAGUGCGAUGCCAAGCACAAGUGCGGUGUAAAGCAUGGUUUUGUGCUGUUGCCACUCUGACUUUCUCCCGGAGAUGCCUUUUUUUCAGUUUGGGGAUUAUAAAAAUCUAUUUUUCUCCUUGUAAUCAAUUUUUUUUAGUUAAAUUGUCACUUUAAUUUUGAUGUUUUUCUUUUCCCUCCAUUCAAGUCUUAGAGACCAGAAUAGAGUCUCUUGAGAGAAAGUAUUUCAGAAAGUUAGACAUUUCACUGAAUCUGAGGUAGUUCUAAAAAGUAUCAGUUAUUAUAAUUAUGGGCUAAAGUACCAGCGUAGUAUAGUGGAAAGAUCCCUGAUUCCAACUUCACAUAGACCCGGCACUUCUCACUGCUUUCAAACACAAUUAUAAAUUUCAAUUACUUUAGCAUAACAAAUUGAUCAGUGUGUGGCUGGCUAGUCAGGGCACAUCUGCAGAUAGAUUUUUCAGCCAUAGAAGCUCCAUUAGCACAUAGACAUCUUUUCCCCUUUAAAAUUAUCUGGAAAGAAAUAUUUUGUACCCUUGGGGACUCCUAUCUGCCUGUUACAGUUGAUGAAGAUGAAGCUGGGAUAGGAAAGAAGCAAGGAAAGGCCCAUUUUGUGGUUCAAAUGCAUUAGAGAGCUUCUGGGAUAAUGGAAGUGGAGGCUACUUGUCUAUAAUCAGUGGCCUGAGAGCAGUGGCUGAGGACAGUCUGGGGCCUGGCUCCACUUGCAAAGGAAGUGACUGGGUGGGAUGAAAGCCCACGACUGAAACAUAAGAGGGGGCCUGAGGGACCCUGGAAUAAUCAGAAGCCUGUGACUGAGCCUUCAAUAAAAUCACUUAUGGGCAGUGUGGCUGUUAUGAAAGUUUCUAUGGUAUUUUCUUUGUGAUUAUUGCUGGUAUACAGAAAUAGUUUUGAUUUCAUGUAUGUGUGUGUUGUCUCUGUAUAUCUUCUGGUAGACAGUCCAGAAUAUAAGUUAUUUAGUUCUUUACAAUAAAUCUGAUUCCAUGACAACUCUCAUAAAAAAGAUGUUUCCUUGGCCUCUGCUAUUAUAGUCAUUGGAACAAUAGAAGAUAAUCCAGUAUUUGCUGGCUUUGGAGACAGGGAGAGAGGAGCUAGAUUCUUUCAGUUAUUGUUUAAUGUUAUGUUGAGAAUAUUUUGCACAUAGAAAUCCCAUUUUGGGCCCAAAUUUUUCUAAAUUUUGUAUAGGUGCUAUUUGAUACAUGCAGAUAUAAAGUAUAGGAAAGCUUAAUAAUAAAAUGAACCACCUACUACCUAAUUUAAGAACCAGAACAUUACAAGAAACCGUUCAAAUUCCGUGCGUGUCCCCCCCAGAUCGUUUUCAUAGAAUUCCACCCCAGAGGUAACUAAGCUCUUGAUUGUUGUAAUUAUAAUUUUUUCCUUCCUUUUCUUUUUAAAAAGGAAGUUUUUCACAACCACAUAUACACCUUGGCCUAAACAAUAUAAUGUUUAUUUUCCCUUGUUUUUGAACUUUAUGCAAUGGUAUUAUAUUGUAUAUAGUCUUCGGUGGCGUGCUUUUUUUUUCUUUUCACUCAGUAUUGUUGUUCACAUUCAUACUUGUUAUGUGUAUAUACUGUUACUUUCACUGCUUUGAGUUACCACAGUUUGUCCAUUUUCCUGCCGUGCACAUUUGGAUUUUUCUCUAGUUUUGUUUUUGCAGUUGUAAACAAUGUUGCUUUGCAUAUCCUGGUUAAAUAUCUCCUGAUGCAAGUGUUGGAAAGGUCUCUCUAGACAUGGAAUUGCUGGAGCACAGGGUGUGUCGUUUCAGAUCCUUUUCCAUGGUGGUUAUGUCAGCUUUCACUCCCAACAGCAGUGUCCCAGAGCUCCGAUUGUUCUAAAUGCUCAAGGCUUCCUAAUUUAUGACACGCUAGUAGUUUGUUGAUAUCCUAAUUUUUACUUCUGGACCGCCAAUGAAACUGAGCAUCUUUCAUGUCUUAUUGGCCAUUCUAGUUUUCUCUUUUGUGAAAUGCCUGUACGUGUCUUUUGCCCAAAUUCCUAUUGGGUUAUCUUUUUCUUGUUGAGUUGUAAGGAUUUUUUUUUUAAGAUGUUAUUGGGGAAUUGGGGAA